Molecule: messenger RNA, 291 nt
Organism: Diabrotica balteata
Lineage: Eukaryota; Metazoa; Arthropoda; Insecta; Coleoptera; Chrysomelidae
Source: the annotation of a GenBank genome assembly
AUGUUGGGACUCGGAAAGGGUAUUGCCAAAGCUGGGGAGCCAAACAACCUAUCACCCCUUUCCCCUGGUGUACCAUAUUUAGACUCCUCGGCGUAUUAUGGAACUCUUCGACGUAAACAGCGGAGAUUAGCGAGAGAAAAUCCGGGACUUCUGGAUGCCAUCGCCAAAGGUGCUAAGAUGGCCAUCCACGAAUGUCAGUUUCAGUUUAGAAAUCAACGGUGGAACUGUUCGACGAGGAAUUUUCUUCGGGGCAAGAAUUUGUUUGGAAAGAUCGUUGACAGAGGUAAGUGA